AUGGAAGUCCUGUCCUCGCCCGCUCCCCCCUCCCCCCCGCAUCCAAAACCCCAUGUCCAGCGCGCGCGCAGCAGCAGCCGUCCCAAGCCCGACGUGCUCGACUCGAUCCUGCUCAGCACGUCCACCCCGUCCUCGCCCACGAAGCGCAUCGCCGCCGCGCACAGCCUGCUGUGCCCGCGGCGCGCCGCGGAGCACGCGCGCGCGAGCGUGACGAUGUCGCCCGCGACCGCGACCGGCACGCUCCGCGCGCCGCCGCCGCGCAGCAAGGCGUUCGUGCCGCUCACGCCGAUCAUGGCGUCCCCCGUGAUGACGCCCGUGCCGAGCGAGGGCGACUACCUCACGCGAGGGGAGCAUCCGACGCCGCCGCCGCGGUGGACGUCGACGCCGCCGACGCCGCCGACGAAGCACGCGUUGCCGGGCCCGAGCACGGAGCCGCCGCGGCGGCGGAGCAGGAGCGGCGCGCGCCCGGCGUCGGUGGCGGUUUUCCCGCGCGUGGGCGCGGGGGACGCGCCGGCGCGGAGGGACCAUGACCCGUUUGCGGGGGUGGUGCCGCGGCGCGCGAGGAGGAUGUCGUUGCCUGUGAAUUUGGCGAAGGCGUUGCCGGCGCUGCCGCGGAGUGGGAGUCCGUUGAGGGUGGAGGUGGAGAAGGAGGCGCGGGCGCGGGAGGGGGAGGAAGAGCAGGAGCAGGGGAAGAUGGGGGCGAAGAAGCUGUUUCAUCUGGAUGGGGACGAGGAUGAGGAGGCGGAGGGGGAGCGGCGGUGUGCGGCGUUGGAGAUUGCGCAGGCGGAGUCGGUGCUGCUGCUGGAGCGGGAGAGGGAGGAGCGCGUUAGGGCGGACACGCGGCGGUACCAUGCGCUGAUGGAGCUGCUCACGACGGAGGUCGGGUACCUGAUGGACCUGCGCGCGCUGGUGACGGUGUACCUCGAGCAGCUGCGCGUGCUGACGGCUGCGGGCUCGCCCGCGUCGCACAGCCAGAACCCGACGCCGACGCCGACGCCGCUUCCGUCGCCGGCGCGCACGUCGCCGCCGUCUGCGCUCUCCCUCCCCGCCCUCGGGCUGGGACGCCCGCUCCCUUCCUCGCGCUCGUCCUUUCUGCACGCGUCUCCCCUCCCCUCGCCGUCCGUAUCGACCAACAACGACCUCGGUGCACACCCCCACGAAGACGAAGCGCACCCACACCCCGAGUCCUGCCCGGCGCCUCCCCUGCAGCGCCCGUCGCUGAAGAGACGGAACGCGCGCCGGCCGCUGCUGUCUGAGGACGAUGUGCGGAAGGUGUGCAGGAACGCGGGGGAGCUGCUGCGGUUCCAUGACCGGUUCGUGGAGGAGCUGCGGAGGGCGGUGGGGCCCUUGGGGUUCGGAUCGGCGUUUACACAGGACGAUGGGGGGAGUGGGGAGGUGGAGCGGGUGGACGAGGCUGCUGAGCUCGUUGCGGGGAAGUUUGUGAGCCAGGCGGCGGAGUUUGGGAUAUACGAGGCGUUCUGCCCCGGGCAUAGCGAGGCGGCGGGUUUGAUUCGGAGCGUGCAGGAGACCUACCCCGCGGAGUGGGAGGCGUACGAGCAGCGGUGCUCGCUCCUCCUCGCGGGCCCUGCUGAGACUGCGUCCCCUGUUGAGGAGAUGGCGGCUCCGCCCUUGCCGCCCCCACCACCGCCGCCGUCGUCCUUCCGGUCCCCGAAACGAAAACGCAGACACUCGACGCCGUCCCUCGCGGUGCUCGACACUGCCGCGUCGCUCCCCCAGGCGCUCUCUGCCCACGUCGUCGCCUCGCCCACGCGCUCGGACUGCGUCGAGGCCAAACGCGCGCGGCAGGGCUCCGCCUCCAGCGCCGCGUCCGCCUCCGCGAAAGCGCAGUCGCGCCUCAAGUUUCUGGAUUACCUCAUCAAGCCCGUGCAGCGCAUAUGCAAGUAUCCGCUGCUGCUCGACCAGCUGCGGUGCCGCCCGCCGGGGGGUGCGGCCGUGGAGGGCGCGAGCGAGGCGAUGCGGGUCGUCGUGGGCCUGGUGGACCGCGCGAGCGAGCACCGGGUGCACCUGGUGAAGUCGGCGCUGAUCGCGUGCCGCGUCGCGUUUCAGCCGCCCCCCGUGCCGCCGCUCCCCGGUGGUGCGCCGGUGUCCUCCCGCCCGACGUCGCCGCAGCGGGUGCAGCAUUUGACGCCGGAGUUUGUGGCGUCGCUGGGCCCGUGUCACCUUGCGGGCGCGCUGGAUGUGGUGCACCAUCCUACGGCGCUGCAUGCGCCCAGCGGGACGGUGCGCGCGAAGUAUUUGGGCGCGUUUUUGUAUAUGGGGGGUUAUCUUGUGCUUGUGAAGGUCACUAAAGGCGGGAGGGUGUAUGAGCCUCGGUACUGGUUUUCGCUUGCGGGGUUUGAGGUUGUGGAUGAGGAGGACGACGAGGCGUCGUUGCCGUUCUCGUUCCACCUGUGCGGGCAUGGCCAUGUGUUGCAGCUGGCGACGGCGUGCCAGCAGGAGAAGAUGAUCUGGAUGUCUGCUGUUCAGGAGGCGCUGUCGGUCGAGCCGGCGUGGACGGACGAGCCGCUGUCGAGCUUGCAGGCGGACAAGGACGAUCGCGAGAAGAGCGUGCAGUCUGCGCCUGCGAUGGAAGAAGGCCCGGAGUGGAACUCGCCGAUGCCCUCGCCCCUCCCGACCAUCCAGUCGCUCUCAGAGCUCGAGAACCAGGGCGAGAACCCUAUUGCUGAGACCGUGCAACAGUCCAGGAGCCGGGUGGAGGUGAAGAUGUCGAGGUCGCUCAGGCUGGAGAGCAUACACCGACAGGAGCCGGCGUUCGCUGCGCUCAAUCGCCGCUCGUCUACUGCCUCCGUGAAGGCGUUCUUCUCGCCCAUGGCGUUUGAGGGCCCGACUCGCAUCGCGCGGCCGUCUGCGCAGACGCGCCAGCACACGGACCAGGGCUUGCACGAUGUCUUUGCGGAGAAUUGCUCGACGGCGCGCUCGCAGGCGCUCAUGCGCGAGGACGAGCUGUUUCAGGUGCGUAAGAGACCUGGUGCGGGUAUGGCGCGCUCGAACUCGGGCUUGAGCAUCACGGGCGCUAUGGGCUUUGCGGCGAAGCGUCGGUAUGAUAGCGUGCUGCUGAACCGGAGGAAGAGCUCCAUUGAUGGAUCGGUCGAACUCCAUAGCGAGGUUGAGGGCGGGAAGAGCUUGACGACGUUGUCGAAUAGGGCGAAGUCGUUGACGAGGCGGCGAAAGAAACAGCUCCCGUCGAUCGUCCCUGCUGCGUCCAACCUGGCGAAGGUGGAUUCUGAGGUCGAGAUGGAGACGCCUGUCACCCAAAGCCCGGGUACCAUUCUUGACUCACCGUUGCUCCGUUCGCAGUGCUCUUCUGCUACCUCGUCCAAUGCUGGUUCUGCCCUCCCGAGCCCCGUCGACACCCCACUCCCGCUCCCGCUCCCAGACGUACCCCAGGAAGCGACCCUCCGCCAGUCAGACGUGCUCGUGGUGCGCGGAGAAGACUACAGGCCCAAACGGACCCGAUCGAUGGUCGAUAACGUGCGGUACUUCUUCCACUCCCACCCAGAGUCCCCGACGUCGUCAUCUGGCCACUCCUCGCCUACGCCGCCACUCGUGACGCCGGAGCCGGAGCCUGAGCCUGAGGCGCCUCCGAGCUCCUUCAUGCCAUGGUGGCGCAAGACGACGUUGCGCCGCCGGGUGCAGAGUUCCCCCGAGGUCCCCGGCGAGGAGCCGCAGCAGGCGGUUGCUGCGGGUCGGUCGUCGGAGGAUAAUCAUAAUUCUUUCCUUUGGAAGGUCCUGCCUGACAGGCCCAAGGAGGAACCCGCGCAUACUGCGAUGGAUGAUGAUGGUCAGGCUGGGACGGCAAGCUCACGCCGAGGCACGGAUACCAUCCCUAGUCGGCGACGAUCCCUCCUGGUGCCGUCGACGUUCUUUCGCGAGGCGAGUCCGCAGCCAACACCGUCGGCGCCGCCGCCUGCGAUGCCUGUCGCGCGGAAGACGCUGAAGAGCGUGUUGUUCUUCCAGCGGUCGAACUCGUUCACGCCCAUGGAUUUGGACCGGACACACGAACCUGACCGAUGA
Messenger RNA from Sparassis crispa, 4035 nucleotides. RefSeq lists its product with no specific name. Gene Ontology annotation, molecular function: guanyl-nucleotide exchange factor activity. The transcript is spliced from 4 exons. Gene Ontology annotation, cellular component: cytoplasm. Lineage: Eukaryota; Fungi; Basidiomycota; Agaricomycetes; Polyporales; Sparassidaceae. Gene Ontology annotation, biological process: regulation of GTPase activity. The coding region runs from base 1 to 4035 and encodes 1344 amino acids. The record is from RefSeq and is a predicted model, not a curated record.